Darwinula stevensoni is the source of this 3148-nucleotide messenger RNA. Lineage: Eukaryota; Metazoa; Arthropoda; Ostracoda; Podocopida; Darwinulidae. The record is from the annotation of a GenBank genome assembly.
AUGCUCCUCAGGUGGGCUCCUCGAGUGGGCUCCUCGCGCCCCUCGACGAGAUUCCGGCGACCCACGAAAGUAAAUGCCCGGAUGAGGAAGAGACCUCCGGAAGAAUCCGAGCAGUUCUUCAGGGAUCUUCUCAAUUCCAUGUCGCUGGAGACCCCGAAGCGGAUGAAGAUCGGGGAGGCCGACCCACCUCCGCCCUCCACCUCCCCCGAAUUGGAGGGGGCGCAGGACCAUCGGCUGGAAGGGAUCCAGGCGCAAGGAGGACGCACCCGCCUCUCCACCCACAGGGAGAGCCUGACCGCCAUGCUCAACCACGAGGGAUAUCCCGUGGGGGAUGGGGGAGGGACCCCGGCGCUCCAGAUGGAGGCGCUGGAGUCGGUGAUGAGGAUCAGCAUGUCCGAGGACUCGCAGCAGGCGAGGUACAUGGACUCCAGGUACUUCCGGGACGGCCUGCGCCAGAUCGACUUCGUCAUCGCAUACGCCGACGACGGGAGCGAAGAAGAAGAGGAAGUAAAGAAGAGGGCGAAACGGGAGAGCUUCGAGACCAAUCUCAUGGAAGUGGGGCUCGAAUUAGAGCUCGAAGACAAAAAGGAGGACGUGGAGACGUAUUUCCUGAAGGUGCACGCUCCCUCGUCGGUCCUCACCCGGUAUUCCGAGAUCCUCAACAUGCGGACGUGCAUCAAGGCCGAGGAACAAGAGCGGCGAAAGAAGUCGUUCUACCGCAGGCUCACGACACCCUUCGAUUACGAUCACUCCCUCAUCUCCAGCGCACCGGAGAACUUCUCGACUGGGUUUCAGAGCAGCAAGGAGGACCAGUUGAUGGACAAGAACCGAGACACGAAUUUCUCGAACGCCGAGCGGACCUACAUCGUGUACGAGUUGCUGCGCCGCGCUCACUACGCCGACGACGACGAGAAGUUCGGCAUCCAGCGACUCAUCAGCAAUGGGACCUACGAAGCCGGAUUCCCCUUGCAUGAUGGAGGAUACGACAGGGAGCCUCCCAAAGGAACGCUCAGCACUAGAAGGCUGCUGUACCAAGAGUGGGCACGUCCUCUCUGUUGGUACAAGCGCCAGCCGCUGUGGCUGGUCCGCAAGUACUUCGGCGACCAGAUCGGUCUCUACUUCACCUGGCUGGGCUUCUACACGAAGAUGCUCAUCCCGGCAGCCAUCGUCGGUGUCAUCUGCUUUCUCUUUGGGAUCAUCAGCCUUCAAGAUAAUAUUCCCAGCCGAGACAUCUGCGACGAGAAUGGGCCUGGGAAUUUUACAAUGUGUCCGCUGUGCGAUAAAGCAUGUCGACAUUGGAAGCUGAAGGACAGCUGCACCUUCUCCAAAUUCACAUUCCUUUUUGACAACCCUGCCACUGUAUUCUUCUCCAUCUUCAUGGCGUUCUGGGCCACAAUGUUCUUGGAGCUCUGGAAGCGGAAGCAAUCCAUCGUUGCAUGGGAAUGGGAUCUGGACGGUUUCGAGGAGGAGGAGGAUGCUAGACCGGAAUAUGAAGUCAAGGUGAAGACUACUCGAUUGAACCCAGUGACGGGGCAAGAUGAGCCCUAUCUCACGCGCCUCCAGAAAGUAUUGCGAAUCUUCACCGUCUCCUCGUUCGUCCUUUUUCUGCUGUUCCUGGUGAUCGGGGCCGUGUUCGGAGUGAUAGUGUACCGUAUUACCAUGAUCGCCGUCCUCAAUUCGAGCACCGUGGCUGUGUUCAAGGCAAACGCCAAGCUUGUUGCCUCAAUUACGACUGCCGUCAUGAGUUUAUUCGUCAUUCAGAUCCUCAACUGUGGUCGAUUCUAUGGGUAUCCGGGGAACACAGGCGCACGCAAGUCCUUCAGCUACGACCUCUGUGACCCAGCCGGAUGCCUCUUCGAGCUGUGCAUCCAGCUCUGUAUUAUCAUGGUUGGGAAGCAGGCUCUCAACAACUUUAAGGAAUUGGCCCUCCCGACUGUGAUGAAUUGGUGGCGUCGUCGGAUGCGGAGUUCUAGAGCGACUGUGGAAGACCCCGCACCGAAUGAGAAGGAAGAGGCUCCUCAAUGGGAGCAAGACCAUACACUCUCUUCUGUCUCCCAAAUGGCCCUCUUCGAGGAAUACCUUGAGAUGGUCAUCCAGUUCGGGUUUGUGACUCUGUUUGUGGCGGCAUUUCCGCUGGCUCCAUUGUUUGCCCUACUCAACAACAUUGUGGAGCUUCGGCUGGAUGCAUAUAAAUUCGUGUGCCAGGUGAGGCGUCCCCUGCCCAAGCGUGUCCAGGACAUCGGUGCCUGGUUUGGCAUCCUGAAGGCCGUCACCUAUGUGGCUGUUACUUGUAAUGCUUUUGUGAUUGCAUACACAACAGACUUUAUUCCCCGUAUGGUAUACGAAUAUAGCUAUUCUUCGGACGAAACCCUCCGUGGCUACAUUAAUUCCUCUCUCUCAGUAUUCGACACCACGAAUCCCAACUUCACUAAGGAGUUCCUGGCCGAGGAAGACAAAAACCUGUCAACGACAUGUCGCUACCCUGGAUACCGCAACCCCCCCAAUGACCCAGAUGGCGCUUAUGAGCCCUCGCUGAUGCACUGGCACAUCUUUGCAGCUCGACUCGCCUUCGUUGUCAUUUUUGAACACAUAGUGUUCGCCCUGACGGAGAUUAUGGCCUACAUCAUCCCCGACAUCCCGGAGGCAGUGAAAGUGCAAAUGCAGCGAGAGAGGUUCCUCGCCCGACAGGCCCUGUUCGACACGGAGAAGAAGAAGAUCCAGGCGGAGAAGAAGGAGAAGUACAUGGGGAUGCCCCCGCCAGGCGGAUCCUCCCCUGUCGACGCGGUCCCCGCGCUCCGUCUCGCCCAUCCUCGUCCCUCCCGAGGAGGUGGACAAGCCCGCUCCCUCCCUCACCGCAUCCACCGCGAUUCUGAUGCCUCCAGUUCGACCCGAGGCAAUUGAACUGGUCGAACCCCAGUUGAACGAUGGCAGGGCUCGCGAUGGCGAUGUGUCUUACUCAUAGAGGUCAAAUCCCUCAAGAAUUCCUGGAAAGUAUGCCAGAAAAGUGAGACCAUGUGGAAUAACUUAACUUACGCCUUCAAGACCUACUUUUCUCAGAAAAAAAAAACAGAUGUUGUGAUAUAAAACGAUCAGAAAAACCGAACAGCCCAUCUCAAUUAAUACAAAAUGACAAUGGCAUCACAUAAUU